GAGAAACAUCAAUGAUGAGAGAACCAUUGAUCGGCUGCCUCCUGCAUGCCCCUCAGAGCAGGUCCACGCUCUACCCACUGAGCACACCAGCCAGGGCUCCAGCCCUGCCUUUUGAUGUUUUCAUUUGUUCGCUGAGUGCUGGGCUGCGGCGGGCCUGUCCUGAGUUCUGGGUCCAGCUGUCUGUCCGUCUGCCUCUAGCACUCUCUGCCCUCUUCUCCGGCACAUUGCUGGGGCUGGAGUCUCCCCGGUCGCAGUCCGGGCACACCUCCCCCUCCGCUGUCUGUCUCCGGGCCCUCCGUCAGGCCGGCCGCCCCUCCUCCCGCGCAGCCUGGCCGCCCGCCGGGCACCACGCGUUACUUCCCUGCCGUCCGCGGCGGGGCUCUGGGUCUCCUCCCGGAGUCGGGGAGGAGCAGAGCCGAGCAGGCCCAGCGCGCAGCGGGCAGGACGGACGAGGGCGGGGCGCCCGCCGGGGAGAGCGGAGGGCAGCCCGGGCCGCAGAGCGGGGCGGGGGUCGCUGCGGGUCCCCAGUAGCCAGCGCCCGCCGGGAGGAGGCCGCAGACGGAGGGAGCCGCCGGGCGGGAGCGGGAAGGGGCGCGAGAGGACCGGCGUCGGGCCCCCGUGCCGGCGCCAUGAGGCCGCUGCUCGCCCUGCUGCUCCUGCGCCUGGCGGCCAGCUCGGCUCCGCCCGACGACAACAAGAUCCCCAGCCUGUGCCCGGGGCACCCCGGCCUCCCCGGCUCCCCGGGCCACCACGGCGCCCAGGGCCUGCCCGGCCGCGACGGCAGGGACGGCAGGGACGGCGCGCCCGGGGCGCCCGGAGAGAAAGGCGAGGGCGGGCUGCCGGGAGCGCCGGGGCCGCGCGGGGAGCCCGGGCCGCGCGGAGAGGCGGGUCCCGCGGGUGCGGCGGGGCCGGCGGGGGAGUGCGCGGUGCCCCCGCGCUCCGCCUUCAGCGCCAAACGCACGGAGAGCCGGGAGCCGCCGCCGCCCGACGCGCCGCUGCCCUUCGAGCGGGUGCUGCUGAACGAGCAGGGCCACUACGACGCGGCGUCGGGCAAGUUCACCUGCCGCGUGCCUGGCGUCUACUACUUCGCGGUGCACGCCACCGUCUACCGCGCCAGCCUGCACUUCGACCUGGUCAAGAACGGCGAGUCGGUGGCCUCCUUCUUCCAGUUCUUCGGGGGGUGGCCCAAGCCCGCCUCGCUGUCGGGCGGCGCCAUGGUGAGGCUGGAGCCCGAGGACCAGGUGUGGGUGCAGGUCGGGGUGGGCGACUACAUCGGCAUCUACGCCAGCGUCAAGACGGACAGCACCUUCUCCGGGUUCCUGGUGUACUCCGACUGGCACGGCUCCCCUGUGUUCGCUUGAUGCCCGCGGGCAGUGCGCCUGCUGCUCCCACGCCCAGGGGCGGGGUGUCGCCACGUCCUCGGGGAAGGCUGGCCCCCACAAUGCUGUGAAUGACGAGGGGUGCCUGGGGCGCGCCCGCUGCUGGCAGGGGUGGGGACAGGCUGCCUGAGUCAGGGCCUCGGCCUCGGCCUCGGCCCGGCACCGGCACCGGCACCGGCACCGGUGGUUCUGCCCAAGACCCAGGGAGUGCGCUGAGCUGGCAGGUGGGGUGCUCUCUCCCUGGGACUCUGCUUCCCUCCUUCUCCCUGCCCCCUUCCGCUUCUGGCCCUUUCCGUGGAGGCCACUCAAUAAAUCCACAUACCGCUC
Molecule: messenger RNA, 1706 nt
Organism: Myotis myotis
Lineage: Eukaryota; Metazoa; Chordata; Mammalia; Chiroptera; Vespertilionidae
Gene: C1QTNF5
Product: C1q and TNF related 5
Exons: 3
Coding region: 12-1361 (449 amino acids)
Molecular function (GO): protein binding
Source: RefSeq, a predicted model, not a curated record